Molecule: messenger RNA, 726 nt
Organism: Lucilia sericata (common green bottle fly)
Lineage: Eukaryota; Metazoa; Arthropoda; Insecta; Diptera; Calliphoridae
Product: odorant receptor 94a-like
Exons: 3
Coding region: 1-726 (241 amino acids)
Biological process (GO): sensory perception of smell; detection of chemical stimulus involved in sensory perception of smell
Cellular component (GO): plasma membrane
Molecular function (GO): odorant binding; olfactory receptor activity
Source: RefSeq, a predicted model, not a curated record
AUGUUCAAGUUGUAUACAACACAAGAGCGUGUUUUAUGGCAGCGUGUGACAGCAGCGUCAUUCCUUUAUAUGCUAUCUCUGCUAUUUCUUAAGACAUACGAAUUGCGAUUUCCGAUUUGGACACCAUUUGAUUGGAAACAUCCUUCAAAGUAUUGGUAUGCUUACAUUUAUGAAUUGUGUGCUACGCCGUUGUCAUGUCUAUCUAAUGUUACAUCGGACAUGCUUCACUGUUAUAGAAUGCAACAUUUGGCUUUGUACUUUAAGUUUAUAGCAAUGCGUUUGGAGAAUUUGGGCACUGAUAAGGAUCAAACAGAUGCUGCUAUCACCAAAAAAUUGUUGGCAAUAAUUGAAUUACAUCUCAAGUUGCUAAGAAAAACAUGGUUUAAAUUAAAUUAUAUUUACAGCAUGUCCAGAACAUGUGAACGGAUUGUAUCCUAUCCAUUUCUGACUCAAAUUUUAUUAAGCGGUUUUAUAUUUUUGCCCUACUAUUAUGCCGAUAAAUUGACCACAGAAUUCUCUCAUCUUACAAACAGUACUUACAAUUGCAAUUGGCCAGAGAUGUCACCAUUUAAUCGUAAAUUAAUUUUAAUAUACAUGCAAUAUUUGCAGCAGCCUGUAAUCAUAAAAGCUGGUAUCUUUUUCGAAGUCGGCUUACCAGUCUAUGCAAAGACCAUGAACAAUGCUUAUAGUUUUUUUGCUUUAUUACUCAAUACGGGUGAUGAGUAA